This is a messenger RNA of Ectocarpus sp. CCAP 1310/34, 2877 nucleotides long. The record is from the annotation of a GenBank genome assembly. NCBI's taxonomy places the organism in Eukaryota, Phaeophyceae, Ectocarpales, Ectocarpaceae.
AACCAGCAGCGAGGGUGUUGUCUAGUUCGUUCCAGAGAAGUAUGCGUUUGGGCGUUGCCUCAACAACGUGAGCGAAGUGCGAGGCACACAUCCUAGGGAGUAGGGGUGACUCGGAGUAAUCUCUCCAGUGUCCAGUACACACGCGUUCCAAGGAGUGGAGGGAGAGUGCGAGCAGAGAUAGCCCUGACAACUGACAACGCUCCGGUCUUUCUUUUAGUCGACAACAGCAGCAAACAGCAUCAUGACAACCAAAACUCGGGAUCGGGGGCAAGGGGAAGAGAUGGAGAGCUUGACGUUCCCGGGCGAUGCCACGUCUCCGACGCCUUCUUUCGGGUUGUGGGACGAGAUGGAGGACAACGGCAAGUUCAGCAGCUUGAAGAGGAAGCACGACGACACGCUUAGCGACGAGCUUCUCACCAUGCUCAAGGACGCGGGCUUGGAGAAUAUGGCGUUGGAAGUAGGCACCGUGCAGGGGGGACAGAUCGCUGCGCUGCAGGAUGGAAGGGAAGGAGGACUAGGAUCUGCAGCCAAAAUGUUGCGGCCCUUCGCUGCAGCAGGCGACGCCACCUCCCCGGUAGCCGUGACAGCGUCGGCCAUCUUCUCGCCGAACCCGAGGGAAACAGCGCCCCCGCUCGACUCCCCCCUCCUCCUCAAGCGAUCCCUGGGCUCCCCUGCCCCGCCAAUGUCCAUGACAGCUUCCGCGAUCUUCUCGCCAAACCCUGGGCGGCACCGGGGUGGCGUUUACGGGGGGGCGCUGUCGCACCUCACGGAAUCUCCCGCGGCGAUCAAGGGCACUGACCUGAGGCAGGCCGCCUCUGCGGAGUCCGACUCGCCUCCAAAGUCUAAACCUAAGAGAUCGCGGCGAACACUCCCCCCAGCGACGGCUGCACCACCAACGAGAGAUAUUCCGCCGCCGGAACCGGUCCCACCGCCUCCGGCGGGCCGUACUCGGCGGGCAUGCACCAACUACGGCGCGGAUGCGCCGUUUGACACGGCGCUGCAAACGAAGAGGGCGAAGAAGCCGGAGGCCAAGUCCAACAAGGGCCUCCGACAUUUUAGCGUCAAGGUUUGUCGGAAGGUGGAGGAGAAGGGAACCACGACGUACAACGAGGUGGCCGACGAGCUGGUGCAGGAACUCGCGGCGGAGGGAAAGCUCGGAACGGGCAAGGAACCACACUACGACGACAAGAACAUUCGGCGAAGAGUGUACGACGCCCUGAAUGUGCUCAUGGCCAUCGACAUCAUCUCUAAAGAUCGCAAGGAGAUCAAGUGGAAGGGAUUGCCGGAAAAUUCCUCUCGAUCAGGACUGAGGGCUCUCCAGCAAGAGAAGCAGGAUCGCGAGCGCUCGCUGGACGCAAAGAAGAGUCAGCUGGCGGAUCUUUUGGUGCAGCAGAUCUCCUUCCGAAACCUGGCCCGCAGGAAUCGUUCUCGCGCCGCCGCAAGGGCGGCCGCUGCUGCGGCCGCGGCCGCUGCUGGGAACGGGGCGGAGUGCGCGGAAGAGCAAGAUACCGAAGAGGUUGCGGCGUCAAAGAUCUUCGUUCCCUUUAUCGUGGUGAGCUCCAGCCAUGACACCGUCAUCCAGUGCGAGAUGGCCGAGAACCGUGAAGACGUGUUCUUCAACUUCAGCCACGAGUUCCAGAUUGCGGACGACAACGAGAUACUCAAGCGCCUGGGCAUGCACAAGUGUCGGAAGCAGGACCUUCCGGUGCUGCUGGCUCGGGAGCUUAUACCGCGGGUACCACCCGAGGUGUACAGCCGUGAUGAUGCCGAAGGCUCUCCUUCGUCCUCUUCUACCCCCUCGUCUCCAACCUCCUCCUGCUCCGAUUACUCCCCGACGUAGUCGUGGUCACGUCUAGUUCAGCUGCCCGCGGUAUUCAUCUACACUACGUUUGCCUUAUCUUGCAACGGGCCAGAGUUUUUCAAUACAACUUUGUAGCCAUGUGCAACGUGUGCGUGAGGGUUGAAGGGCUGGGGCGGGGGAAAAGGGUGUGCGUUCGCAGCGUGUGAUGUUUGUGUCCACGUUGUCGUCGACACUUGUGUAGCGCUUUGCCUUCGAUGGUGAGUGUCGUUUGCCAGUGUGUGAUGUUAUCGGGGACGCUUACGCGGAGCUCAAUUUUCUACCGUCCAUCUUGCUUUCUCGUCCCUCGAGUUCGACAUCGUUUCGUUGACGGCUCGUGUAGUAUCUAAUCGGAUCGAGCAAAGUAAAGGGGACGGAUGUCCAGGUCUGGAUUUCGACCUUCUGGUUUUUUGCGGGCGCGCGCCUUUGAGCUAGUUUAUUAGUAUGUCAUGGUCGUGUUUUACACCGUUGUGGUCAAUGUUUUCUAUAUGUAAGAGUUAGAACUGUGUUGUUCCGAGUGUUAGGCUCACGGAAAUCGGCCACCGCGCCCGGGUUUGUUUUAUCUAGAGCGUUGGGCAACGCGUGGCAGGGGUAAGACUCAGCCCACCAUCCAUGUAGGAGACAGCGUUCAUAUGAAUGUCAAAUUACACCACCAACGAACGUCUUGCGUUGAUGGAGAAGUUUCUGCUGCGGCGAUAUGUGUGUGUCCUGUGUUUUUGUCCCAUCUAGUCUGGGCGCCAGUCUACACCUGUUGGGUAUAAGUUUGGCAUACCAGCCUAGGGGCAGGUCGCCUAAACGAGCGCCAAGAGGCCUCUGCUGUUGUAGGGGGUCCUCUGUAUAUCGACCCCACCAACGGAAAAUUCGAUAUUUCUCGGUAGUAUACAUGUAGAUCGCGAUCGGUGCUGGUUUGGUUGGAAUAGUCGUGUAAAUAUUUGUUUUUGCAAGCGUGCAGACACUGUAGGUUGCCCACAGAGGAACAGCACCAGAUGGAUGCGUACACCUUGUGUUUCUUGGUGAGUGAGUGGAAUAAAGGUAUUUCA